AUGACGGUCAGCAGCGACUUCUACGAGGCGGUGCGCGAUGGAGGGUCGGCGUACAAGUUCUACCUCGAUGGGGAGUGGAAGACGUCCACCAGCGGCAAACACGUCAAGAUUAUCAAUCCCUCCACCAAUGCUCCCUGCUUCAGCGUGCAGGCCUGCACGCAGCAGGAGGUGGACGCAGUCUUCCAGUCCGCCAAGAAGGCCCAGAAGGCCUGGGCCCGCACCCCGCUGUGGCGCCGCGCCGAGUUCCUGCACCGCGUGGCGGCGGUGAUGCGGGAGAAUGCGCAGCCCAUCGCCGAUGUGCUGGUACAGGAGGUGGCCAAGCCCGCGGUGGAUGCCUACACGGAGGUCAUCCGCAGCGCCGACCUCAUCUCAUACACUGCAGAGGAGGGGGUGCGCUUCUUUGGGGAGGGCAAGAUGCUCACCAGUGACUCCUUCCCCGGCCAGGACCGCACCAAGCUGUGCCUGGUGUCAAAGGUGCCGCUGGGCGUGGUGCUGGCCAUCCCGCCCUUCAACUAUCCGGUCAACCUGGCAGUGAGCAAGAUCGCCCCGGCGCUGAUGGCGGGCAACAGCGUGGUGCUCAAGCCGCCGACCCAGGGCUCGGUGGCGGGCCUGCUCAUGGUGCAGUGCUUUGCCGCAGCGGGCCUGCUCCCCGGCCUGCUCAACUGCGUCACAGGCCGUGGCAGCGAGAUUGGCGACUACCUGACCACCCACCCGCUGGCCGCCGCCAUCUCCUUUACUGGCGGCGACACGGGGCUGGACAUCUGCCGCAAGGCGGGCAUGGUGCCCAUCCAGAUGGAGCUGGGCGGCAAGGACGCCGCCAUUGUGUGCCAGGAUGCUGACGUGGAGGCCGCCGCCCGGCACAUCGCCAAGGGCGCCUUCAGCUACAGCGGGCAGCGGUGCACGGCGGUCAAGGUGGUGCUGGUGCACGAGGCCGUGGCCGACGAGCUGGUGCCUCGCGUGCUGGCCGCGGUCAAGAAGAUGAGCGUGGGCAUGCCCCAGGACAACGCCCAUAUCACGCCCGUCAUUUCCGAGGCGUCGGCAAACUUCAUCGAGGGACUGGUCAAGGACGCGGAGGCCAAGGGGGCCACCCUCUGUACGGGGCCGUACCGCCGCGAGGCCAACCUCAUCUGGCCCGUAGUGCUGGACCACGUCACCCCCGACAUGCGCAUCGCGUGGGAGGAGCCCUUUGGCCCCGUGCUGCCCAUCAUCCGGGUAAAGAGCGAGGAGGAGGCUGUGGAGCACGUGAAUGCCAACCGCCUGGCGCUGCAG
This is a messenger RNA of Chlorella variabilis, 1269 nucleotides long. RefSeq lists its product as hypothetical. NCBI's taxonomy places the organism in Eukaryota, Viridiplantae, Chlorophyta, Trebouxiophyceae, Chlorellales, Chlorellaceae. The annotation marks the transcript as partial. Gene Ontology annotation, molecular function: lactaldehyde dehydrogenase (NAD+) activity. The transcript has 13 exons. The record is from RefSeq and is a predicted model, not a curated record.